Dermacentor andersoni is the source of this 1480-nucleotide messenger RNA. RefSeq names its product astacin-like metalloprotease toxin 5. Lineage: Eukaryota; Metazoa; Arthropoda; Arachnida; Ixodida; Ixodidae. Gene Ontology annotation, biological process: proteolysis. The record is from RefSeq and is a predicted model, not a curated record. Gene Ontology annotation, molecular function: metalloendopeptidase activity; zinc ion binding.
GAUGUUAGCAGCGGCCAUGGUCGAUGGUCGCUGAGUAGUGAAAACGUGUCAGUCGCUUGAGGAUUUCACCCCGGCACCAUUGUUACUUAUCUUGCAAUUACCCAAGUCACAGCGCCGUGCAAAAGCUGUCGCCAUAUAGUGACGUGCUGUAUAAAAAGCCCCCCCAAGGAGUGUUGCUUGUGGUGAACGUUCUAGCGGACACACGGAGGAGUGGCAUGAUGGGUUUGGAAUUGUUCGUUGCUGCUGUCUUCUUGGCACCCGCGCUGUGGAGUGUGCGGGCAGCUCCCUGGGUCGAGCAAACGACAUCCUCGCAACAUUCAGGGGCCUGGAGCAAAGAACAAGAAGGUCGACUCUUUGAAGGAGACAUUGUGCUACCAGAAGAUCUCGCAGAUGAUAGAGCUGCAGUGACCAGAGAUGCCAAGCUGUGGCCCAAAGGGAUCAUUCCGUACGUCUUCGAACAAAGACCAAAUCGACAAAAGCGACUGAUCCGGGAAGCCAUGGAACAAAUCGAGGCAGUGAGCUGCCUGCGCUUCGUGAACCGCACGACGGAGCGGGACUACGUCUUCAUCGACCGCAAUGACACGUGCGGAUCGUACGUAGGCCGCAAGGGAGGCCGCCAACAUUUGUCCCUGGGGCUUGGCUGCAUGCAGAUUGGCUCGGUGAUGCACGAGCUCCUGCACGUGGUCGGCUUCCACCACGAGCACUCGCGCUCCGACAGGGACGAGUACAUCGACGUCUUCCUGGACAACGUAGAGCCGGGGCGACAGCACAACUUUCGCAAGAUGCAGCCCUUUGAGCACCGGCUGCUCUCGCCCUUUGACUUGGACUCGAUAAUGCUUUACGGCUCGGAGUUCUUCGCGCGGUCCCCGGGCCUCUUCACCUUGCUGGCCAAGGACGGCAGUCGUCUCGAAGCGGUCUUCAACAAACGGCGAAUCAGCGACAGCGACAUCCGUCGCAUUCGCAUGCUAUACCGCUGUUGAAAGCUUCGGCAUAAACUUACUUCGCCAUAAACUUAGUUAUUCUUUAAGCUUACUAUCGAAACCGUACAGAAUUUUCCCAUGCAGGGCACAAGAAAUAUGCAGCAUGAUACAAUAGUCAGUGAAAAAUCAUGCAGUACAAUCAUGCAGUAGCACUAGUGUGGUUUCGUGUAUCGACUGUCUUAUGCUUUAGGGUCAAGUUAGAGAUGGGUCUUAAGGUGUCAUUAUUUCUUCUAAUUUCGAUCGCGUAAUGUUGUGGUGAAAUUCGUUCGUAGAUAUUAGGCAUUAGCAAAUAGAGCUUUUUAAAUAGAGGACUGGUGUAAGGGUAAUAAGGCAAAUCUACGAUACAAUGUAUGGCCAUUUUCGUAUUUUAUGCAGUGCAGUAUCAUUAAAUGACGUUGCCGUACUCCAGACAAAAUAGCAAUGGUUUAUAUAAGAUAGGAACAAAUAUUUGUACGUGUACAACUUAAAAUAAAUGUUUUUUUAACAAAGAAGAAACGCGA